Molecule: messenger RNA, 1110 nt
Organism: Penicillium pulvis
Lineage: Eukaryota; Fungi; Ascomycota; Eurotiomycetes; Eurotiales; Aspergillaceae
Product: alkene reductase
Exons: 1
Coding region: 1-1110 (369 amino acids)
Molecular function (GO): FMN binding; NADPH dehydrogenase activity
Source: RefSeq, a predicted model, not a curated record
AUGUCUCAAUCGCGUCUUUUCAAGCCCCUUAUGAUAGGCGAUAUGGAAGUAAAGCACCGCAUCGGGAUGGCUCCACUGACUCGUCUCCGAGCGACUGGCGACCGAGUACCUACAUCCUUGAUGAAGGAAUACUAUAGCCAAAGGGCCGCCGUACCUGGCACCUUGAUCAUCACUGAGGGAACCUUUAUAUCGGCAACCUGUGGUGGCUUCCCCAACGGACCAGGAUUAUGGCGCGAUGACCAAAUCGCUGCUUGGAAAACCAUCACCAACGAAGUCCAUAGCAAAGGAUGCUACAUAUUUUGUCAGCUCUUCGCGAUGGGUCGUGCUGCGGAUGUCGACUUGGCCAAAAAGGAGGGGUUCGACAUCGUAGCACCUAGUGCCAUUCCGAUAGAAGAAAGCGCUGCGGUUCCCCGAGCUAUGGUCAUCAAGGAAAUCGAGCAGAUAGUUCAGGACUUUGUGGACGCUUCCAGGAACGCCGUCGCAGCCGGGUUCGACGGAGUCGAAAUUCACGGUGCUAAUGGCUACCUCCUCGACCAAUUUAUUCAAGAUGUCAGCAAUGUACGCUACGAUGAGUACGGCGGCAAUGUGGAGGACAGAUCACGCCUUAUUGACAACGUGAUCAGGUCUGUUGCCAACGCCAUCGGUGCUCAACGUGUCGGACUCCGUCUCAGCCCCUGGAGUAGGUUCCAGGGCAUGAGAAUGAAGGAUCCAAUUCCACAGUUUACGGAUGUCAUCAAAAAGGCCAGGCAGGCGGAUAUCGCAUAUCUUCACCUCGUGGAGUCACGGAUCUCCGGUGCCAUGGACUACGAUGGCCACGACAGACUGGAUUUUGCGUUCGCUCUGUGGAAUGGACCUCUACUUGUUGCAGGUGGAUAUACGCCACAGGAGGCCCAAAUUCUUGUGAAUGAAAAGUAUCCGGACAAUGACAUCAUGGUCAUAUUUGGCCGAUAUUUUAUAUCCAAUCCGGACCUGGUAUACAGAAUGCAGGAGGGUCUGGAGCUCAAUGCAUACAACAGGGAAACGUUUUAUGUCUCCGAGUCGGUGGCAGGCUAUUCGGAUUACCCGUUCAGCAAGGAAUAUCUGACAGGAAGGCAAGAAAUGUCUUGUUGA